CACACACACACACACACACUAAAUGUGGAACUUUUUAAAUUACACCACUGUCUAUCGCCCAACUCCUGCACUUUCGUUGCUGAUGUUAAAAUGUAACUCUGGAGCCGUCAGUCUCAUGAAGCUGCAGACUCCCAGAAUUCCGCAGUACAGGACUCCCAGAAUUCCGCAGUACUGGGCCUCCCAGAAUUCCGCAGUACUGGGCCUCCCAGAAUUCCGCAGUACAGGCCUCCCAGAAUUCCGCAGUACCCGGGCCCCCCCGGAAUUCCGCAGUACCCGGGCCCCCCCGGAAUUUCGCAGGUCCCGGGCCCCCCCCGGAAUUCCGCAGGUCCCGGGCCCCCCCGGAAUUCCGCAGUACCCGGGCUCCCCCGGAAUUCCGCAGUACCCGGGCUCCCCCGGAAUUCCGCAGUACCCGGGCUCCCCCGGAAUUCCGCAGUACGCGGGCUCCCCCGGAAUUCCGCAGUACCCGGGCCCCCCGGAAUUCCGCAGUACUGGGCCGCUCAACUUUUCAGAUUUCCACACUGUGUCCCCUCCCAUCCUUCCAGACCUCUGCAGUACAGUGUCAGGGGUCAGCAGUACGGGUUACACUUCUCCCACAGUUCCCUUGUGUAGCUCUUCAAAUUCGCAGAAUUUUUCAGGUCAUACUUGUUGACUUUCGGUAGCUUUACGGGUCCCUAAAGUUUCACAAUUCACAUUUUUCACUCAUUGAACUCCCAGACUUUGCGUGUAUGGGUAAUGCAUGUAACACUUUGUGGGUCAGUAAAUUCCCAGAAUUAUCCUAACAGGCAUCAAAUUCCUAGAAACCUUAAUGAGUGCGUUUUGUAUAUUUGUGUUUUUUUUGUUGUUGUUGUUUUAUACUUUGCUACCUGAUGCCAGUCAUCAAUGUUGUUUUUGUUCUGUUUGUUUGUUGUUUGAAUUCUGUCCAUGUUUAUGAUUAAGAAUUAUACUGCUUUUAUUUAAAUGAAAAGCUUGUUAUAGAUGCAAAUUUCAGUUACUGUAUCAAAGGAAAAAAAAAAACAAAGCGUUUGUAAUUUUAUCCCAAAUACUGUCGCGUGUUUAAAACCCGUUUAGAUGUCACAAAGUCAUUAUGAUUUAGAUGAAAAUGAUCGCUCUGAUAAACACCCGGACGUGAACAUGAUUACUGUCACAACUGAUUAUGACGCGAGUGCUCUAGAAUUUGUGGGCGGAGCCUGCAUCCCAAACCAAACCCACAGGAAGCGACGGUAUCAAUAUUCUGACCUCACAGUGGGGGAUUUGAUCCAACACUGCAGUGGUUGUAGACACUCAUGGACAGUGUGUGAAAUUGUAAUAUAGUGUAUAUUUAAAAUCCGUUUUUAUCCGAUAACCAUAGCCACGUAUAAUUUCACGACUUUAUUACUGCGUUCACAUUAAAAGGGAGCUUUAUAACACGUU
This is a messenger RNA of Clarias gariepinus (North African catfish), 1410 nucleotides long. Its product is annotated as proline-rich proteoglycan 2-like. The transcript has 2 exons. Lineage: Eukaryota; Metazoa; Chordata; Actinopteri; Siluriformes; Clariidae. The record is from RefSeq and is a predicted model, not a curated record. Bases 23 to 649 code for a protein of 208 amino acids.